Messenger RNA from Thamnophis sirtalis, 4055 nucleotides. Lineage: Eukaryota; Metazoa; Chordata; Lepidosauria; Squamata; Natricidae. The record is from RefSeq and is a predicted model, not a curated record.
UUCUUCUUCCUUCUUCCCUUACCUCUCCCCUGCUCUUCCUCUUCCCCGAAAUUGUGAGAUUUCUAAAUAACUUGAUGCAAACUACCGUUGCAGCAUUCUGUAGCUUUCCAGUUUGAUUAAGCACCAGAUUUCAUCAUCCCAGGAUGGCGAUUGUGCAUGCGAGUUGGCAGGGAUGAGAACAGAGCUGAAGGCCAUCAAACUGAGGAAGGUUUCCCCCAGUUUCUGCCAUCAUCUCCAUGCCUCACUUGCUUGUGCUAUCAACACCCUAACUGUGGAGAGUUUCAGCUGCUCUUCAAACACCAAUCAGUGUGUUUUGUUUUACUUGGCAUUUCACUGUAGACCAUACAUGUCUGUGGGCACCCUGAGAGACCAGGUGAUUUACCCAGAUACAGCCAAGGACAUGGGACGGAAAGGACAUACCGAUUCUGACCUGGAGCGGAUCCUGGACAUCGUCAACCUCAAUUAUAUUGUACAGCGUGAAGGAGGUUGGGAAGCUAUCAGCGAUUGGAAGGAUGUACUUUCAGGUGGCGAGAAACAGAGAAUGGGGAUGGCCCGGAUGUUCUAUCACAGGCCAAAGUACGCUCUCCUGGAUGAAUGCACCAGUGCCGUCAGUAUUGAUGUAGAAGGCAAGAUCUUCCAAGCAGCAAAGGAUGCAGGAAUAGCGUUGCUGUCCAUCACACACCGACCUUCGUUAUGGAAGUACCAUACCCACCUCCUCCAGUUUGACGGGGAGGGUGGCUGGCGGUUUGAGAAGCUGGACCCUGAAGCCCGCCUCACCCUGCGGGAGGAGAAGCAGCGCCUGGAGCAGCAGCUGGCUGGGGUCCCUGAAAUGCAGCAACGUCUCAGUGAACUCUGUCAGAUAUUAGGUGAAGAUGCACCCUCUCCAGUGGGAUAGGUUGGUGAUUCUGGGUGCCUUCCAAUCUCCCUUCCCUGCUGGCUUGAUGAGAAGGAUCCUAACCGCGACACUCUCGCCUCUGGAGCUGCACAAGAUGGCCAGUUUUUGUCCCAGCCACCCAAGAAGCAGUUGAGGAUACCCUGCAGGGGGGGCAUUACUUAUUUCUGGCACUUAUUAAUUUAUUCUUCUGCUUCAGUUUAGGGCUGGGGGGAGAAAGGGGUUGCCCCACACUGCCAAUAUCUCUGAAGCCAGCCCUUUCCAUCCCCCACACGCACAUGGUGCCUCAAUACCCCCUAGAUAAUACAAGUUCUUCACUAGUGGGAAUUGCACAGCUCCACUGCCAGUCUCGAGCCUCUGUACCCACGGACUUUGGGGAGUAACGUCUCAGCUGCUGCCCCCCUCACCAACACAGAAACUUCAGACCAAACCAAUCACAGCCUUUCUUCGCCGAAACAUAAGAGCACGCGUGAAAACUGUGAAAGGAGCUCUUGCACAGCCUCUUUCUUUGCACAGCUAGGCUGCAACAUUUGGCUCCGCUGGCAGAUUUCUGGUACCCAAAUUGAGGGAUGUCUGCUCCUCCUUUAAAAACAUCCCUGGAGCAAAGCAGAAAGUUACGAGAUUUACGUUCUGUUAGGCUGGAUAUGUUCUAUGAAAUGCACAUAUUUUUCAGGCACCUACCCAUUGUCUCAUUAGGAAACGCUUUGUGAUAUAGGGCAAGUUGCCUAAGGAGGUCCUGGAUCCAUGAGGCCCGUCUUCUGAAGCUACCUUGGGGUUAGGUGUCUCUCGUUCAGAGCCUGCUCAGACGGUGCCAGGGUUCACCACCUGGGUACUCGUAUCGAUGAUUCAAACCGUGUUGCCGACAGCACAUCCUUGUAACCUCUGGGAUCUCGCCACCGCAUUCAAAGGAUGCUCAGUAAACGCAGACCUGGGAAAGCCUUCUGGAAACUGGGAAGAAAACCACUGUUUGGGAUUUACUUUAAUGUUGUGAUCUUGCAGGAUCAGAUUUUGCAGCUUAGGCUAUCCAGCCAUUCCCAAGGCUUUGUCUACAUGCCUUCUGAUAUGCAGAAGGCCUUCACUAUGGGGAGGAAAUGACCCUUAAUUGAGGGAGCUGUAUUUCAGUAUCACUCACCGAUGGCAUUGGGUCUGUCAGAGUGGAAUUUCCUAGAGAGACUGCACCAGAAUUUCCUAGAAAUAUUUCUUUUGUAAGUACUCAUUUGAUUUAGACUUCUCCGACAUUCUCAUUUUCUGUAUUUAAAUGAGUUGGGUUCCCAAUUCAUUUAAUCCCUUUCCUGAAGCAGGAUACAUAACGGCGUAUUUAUUUGCAAACUGUAGAGCUUUCCCAAUUUAUUUGCAUUGGAAUAAGAUCCGAGCCAGUCUUGAUUGAGGAUAGAGCAUAUCGUAGCUCCUGUCUCAGCUACUGUGUGCGUAUUAUUUUAUCCUGUCACUUUAACUUGUAAGAUUUGUAGAGGGGCUACACUAGAUAGGAAAAGAAUAAGUGGGUCCCCUUUUAUGAGAUCUACAUUAGAUUAUUAUUCUUACUAUUGUUAUGGUAUUGUUGGUCUGCCUCCCCCCCCACCCUAAGAAAAAAACCCAAAUCAUGAGGGUGGUGAGAAUUCCUACUGUCAUGGUUUAAAGUACUGAUAUCAACUUUCUCCCUAUGAAAUGAAAGACCAACAAACUAUUAUUAAUGUUAGCUCCAAGGCCCACCCAACACUUCCUUUUAGUGGGAAUUUCAUUAAACCUGAUAUCAAUCUUACAGACUGUCCUGGACCCACAAUUCCUUUGUUUUCCAGAAUUUUGAGCCGCUCGGACCCCACUCAUAACAUCCUCCCAUGUAUCCACAUUUGGUUGAAUCUGCCUGUGUAGAGUAAUGAGGCACUUUGUGGGAUUAAAAAAACAAAACAAAACUGGACAGGUUUCGAUAUUUGCAAGUGGCGGUAUUCUUAGGGGGGAAAAAACUCCCUCACUUCUCCCUCCUAAUUAAACGAAACAAAAAAAAAACAGCACAACAAGGAAAAAAGCUUGAAGAACCUUUUCUCCCACCCCUGCCCCUUGAGGAGAUGUUGGAUUUCUGCGAUUGCUCGGAAGCCCAGCUCCUAUCUCCACCGUCCAUGCCUGUUGUUUGAAGAAAGACUGCUUACUUGGCCACAUUCAGCUGAAUGAGCAGAUGCAACCUUUUAGUUCCGCCUUUCUAUCUUGAAGAAACAAGAAAGUCACAAUCCCACAGUUGCUGCUUCCUGCAGGCCCCAAGAGAGACUCUUGGUAGUGCCCUGCUGCUCUCUGUCGGCUCCUUUACUCCCACGAUAACGUGUGCUAUUUGCUACCACUGACCCACCUUCGUUUAUGACCCUAUCGUUAUAUUUUCCAGCUGUCCCAAGACUUUCAUAGGGAGGUUUUGGUUAGCAUCGAACUACUACUUGUCUCGUGCCCUCUAGAACAGAUCUUUAAUUCAGAUUGUACUAAGCCAAGAUGGGAUGGGUUGAUUUGUGAUGUAGUGCAAUAUUGUGAUUUGUGUGUGGGGGGGCGGGGGAACAUGGUUCUCGGCUUGGCGUGAAUUCAUCCAGCUAUCUUAAUUCAACAAAACAUGAUUUUGAAUGAGAGUGUAGAAUGAUGCGUGAAACCUGUCAGUAUGUAGGUAUAUAAGAGCAGAUUGGAUAUUGGAGGGAGGUUCCAGAUGUUGAGAAACUUGAUGAAGGAAAUCCAUCCUCGUCUUUUCCCUCCCCUCCUUUAUUGCAUUGUGUAAGUGAGUCGUUUUAUUUACUGUGUGUCCGCAUUUUGUAAAGUACUUUGAAAUAGCAUUAUCAGAUUCUAUUAUGGGCCAUUUUAUGAGCCUGGUAUGUUCUGCCUACUCUUCUAGAAAGCAAGGAAGCAGAACUGUUUUAUUGCUUACGGGGAGGGGGAGAGAACAGCAAAAGCCAAAGAGUGUGCCACAUUGAGAUUGCGUGUCUGUCAAAUGUAAAAUUCUCACUGCAGCACAUAGCUAUUUUCCAUCUAUUAGCUUUGAUGUCAAAAUCAUGUAAACUAUGCAACAAAGAUUUUCUUGGUAGUUUUGGACAGGCGGGAUUACCCAUUCCAGUCUUUCUUCUGUCCUCACAGUGCCUUUGAUGCUGGCAAAGCCAGGUUUAUUCAGAUGAUGUUAAUAAAUACGAUGAAACACAAA